Daldinia childiae is the source of this 1230-nucleotide messenger RNA. RefSeq lists its product as uncharacterized. Lineage: Eukaryota; Fungi; Ascomycota; Sordariomycetes; Xylariales; Hypoxylaceae. The record is from RefSeq and is a predicted model, not a curated record. The transcript has a single exon. The coding region runs from base 1 to 1230 and encodes 409 amino acids. Gene Ontology annotation, molecular function: oxidoreductase activity.
AUGGCUACGCCGCAGAACCUUCCAAGACCGCCAGGGGAUGCUGAAAACCUACUAGGGAAGGACUCCUCGUCGUGGUACAUAUUCGUGCCCACUGCCGUCUUGGUCUACUUGUCGCUAGUGCAGCUUCUACGAUUUCGCGCGGUCCGGGCCCUGGAGCGCAAGUAUGCCGCUUACGUCGCGGACCCGUAUAAGCUAAACUACCGACAGGCGGCCGAAAUCAUGCGUCUACAUCAGCUCUACGACACGCCUUUCCUCUUCUACUUCGGCACCCAAUGGGCCCUCGUCAAGAGCUACGGUAUGUCCACCGGCACACCCCUCCUCGUCCGCACGCGGCAGCUCUGCGACCCCACCCGCGUCGGCCGACGAGCCGAAGACACGGCUAUCCUAUUAGUCGAAUUGCUCCUCGGGGAUAUCGACUCCGAACGAGGCCGCAGAGCUACGGCUCGUUUAAAUUGGAUCCACGGACUGUAUUCUAAGCACAUCAUGGAGUACGAUUAUGUACACACGCUGGCGCUAUUUGUUCUCGAGCCCGCGCGCUGGAUCGAUAGGUACGACUGGCGGCCCUUGACGCGGCUCGAGAAGGUCGCGUAUUUCGUGUACUGGCGGGAACUUGCCCGGCGCAUGGGGUUCGGGGAGCUUGUCCCGGAGACGCUGGAGGGGCUUGAGGAGUGGAAGGUGAAGUAUGAGGAUGAACAUAUGUAUUUUAUCCCUGAGAACUAUAUGGUAGCAACAGCAACGGUGGACUUGUUCAUGCGGACGAUUCCGCGUUUCUUGCAUGGCGUUGUGCGAGCUCUUUUCUUGUCGUUUAUCGACGAGAAGCCAGUCCGUGAUGCUCUCGGUUUCCCGGAUCCGUCUUCGUGGGCGAUGGCGCUAACGGCGGGGUUCUUCCAGCUACGCAAAUUCGCAUUGCGUUACUUGUUCCUCCCGCGCAUGGCGCCGAUAGAUCCCAUGGCACGGCCCGGCGAGGACGGCCGGUUGUAUCGCGAUGCGUGGUGGGUCGGCUUUGAGCCAUGGUAUGUUGCCGAUACGUGGUAUAACCGGCUUGUGCUAUGGCUGACGUCGGGUGGCAAAACGGCGCCCGGGGGUAAAUACGAGGGCAGGGGAUAUGUCCCGGAAGAAUUGGGACCGGUCGAGUUUGAGAAGUCGGGGAAGGAAGAAGUAUUACUUGAGGCGGAGAUGAUGAAAAGGUAUGCGAUAGGGGCUGGAUGUCCGUUUGCUUUUGGACGUUGA